Messenger RNA from Perkinsus marinus ATCC 50983, 618 nucleotides. Its product is annotated as ATP-binding cassette transporter, putative. The record is from RefSeq and is a predicted model, not a curated record. Gene Ontology annotation, molecular function: ABC-type transporter activity. Bases 1 to 618 code for a protein of 205 amino acids. Lineage: Eukaryota; Perkinsozoa; Perkinsida; Perkinsidae. The transcript is spliced from 2 exons.
AUGGCCGUUACUAAGUGCUUGGCAAGAAUGAGGACUUUGGGUAUCACCGUCGUUUGUGUAAUCCACCAACCACGCUACGCUAUCUUUAAACAGUUUACCCAUUGCCUACUACUCGGCAAGGGUGGCAAGACUGUGUAUAUUGGUAAAACUAGUCAGGUUGAGGACUACUUCGUUAGUCAUGGUUUUCGCAUCCCCAGAGGAGAGAACGUCGCCGACUGGUUCAUCGAUAUCAUCUCGGGUGCAGUUGAUCAUUAUCAACCCGAUGGCUCAGUCGAUAGGAGCUUCCAGAAGGAAGAUCUAUUUGAUUAUUGGACGGCUUAUCAAGAGCAACAGAAGGCUGAGGAGUCGCAGGUCUCUCGGCCUGUACCGAGGUUUUCCCGAACGGUAUCAGUACGCUCUCUGGGCGCCACCAAUUCAGAAGAUAGUGGAGUCUUCCAGACCGAGGAUGAGCUGACCAAUAAACUAUGUGAACUGUUGGAUACUGAGCCCGAUAGUGACCUCACACCUCAGCAAAUGUAUCGCUUGGCGAGGCUGUUUGAGAUUGAGUGUGACAUGUCUGAGGCAAAGGAGCUGUACAGAGUGUUGAAGGCCGAGCAAGGGGAAGUUACUUUCGGUUAA